CCAGCCCGGCCGGCGGGAGCCGCCCGCGGGCGGCACUGGGCAUGCUCAGACGGCGGCCAGGUCGCGCCGCGAGCGAGCUUCCGCGCCGCCCGCUCGCGCGACCUACCUGGGCGCCCCGCGCCCCCGGAUGCUGCAGGUUGUUCAGCGAUAGUUAUGACCUCCCGGUUACGUGCGUUGGGUGGAAGAAUUAAUAAUAUACGCACCUCAGAAUUACCCAAGGAGAAAACUCGGUCCGAAGUCGUCUGCAGUGUCCGCUUUCUCGAUGGCUUGGUACAGACCUUCAAAGCUAAUAAACAAGAUACCGGUCAAGUUCUUCUGGAUAUGGUGUACAACCACCUGGGUGUGACUGAAAAGGAGUAUUUUGGUUUGCAGCAUGGCGAUGACUCCAUAGACUCUCUUAGAUGGCUGGAAUCAAGCAAACCCAUCAGGAAGCAGUUAAAAGGAGGUUUCCCCUGUACUCUGCAUUUUCGAGUAAGAUUUUUUAUACCUGAUCCCAACACACUACAGGAAGAACAAACCAGGCAUUUGUAUUUCUUACAACUGAAGAUGGAUAUUUGUGAAGGAAGGUUAACCUGCCCUCUUAACUCGGCAGUGGUUCUAGCAUCCUAUGCAGUACAAUCUCACUUUGGAGACUAUAAUUCUUCCAUCCAUCAUCCAGGCUAUCUUUCCGAUAGUCAGUUUAUCCCAGAUCAGAACGAUGACUUUUUAACGAAGGUGGAAUCCCUCCAUGAGCAGCACAGUGGGCUAAAGCAAUCAGAGGCUGAAUCUUGCUUUAUCAACAUAGCACGGACCCUUGACUUCUAUGGCGUGGAGCUGCACAGUGGUAGGGAUCUGCACAAUUUAGAGCUAAUGAUUGGGAUUGCUUCUGCGGGCAUCGCCGUGUACCGAAAAUACAUUUGCACAAGUUUCUAUCCUUGGGUGAACAUUCUAAAAAUUUCUUUCAAAAGGAAAAAGUUCUUUAUACAUCAGCGACAGAAACAGACUGAAUCCAGGGAACAUAUCGUGGCCUUCAACAUGUUAAAUUACCGAUCUUGCAAAAACUUGUGGAAAUCCUGUGUCGAGCAUCAUACGUUCUUUCAGGCAAAGAAGCUACUACCUCAGGAAAAGAAUAUUCUGGCUCAGUACUGGACUAUGGGCUCUAGGAACCCCCAAAAGUCUGUAAAUAACCAGUAUUGCAAAAAGGUGAUUGGAGGAAUGGUGUGGAACCCAGCCAUGCGGAGAUCAUUAUCAGUGGAGCACUUAGAAACCAAGAGCCUGCCUUCUCGCUCCCCUCCCAUCACUCCCAACUGGCGAAGUCCUAGGCUCCGGCACGAAAUCCGAAAGCCUCGGCACUCUUCUGCAGAUAACCUUACGAACGAGAUGACCUACAUUACGGAAACAGAAGAUGUGUUUUACACGUACAAGGGUUCCCUGUCCCCCAAAGACAGCGAAUCGGAGGUUUCUCAGAACCGAAGCCCGCACCGAGAGAGUAUAUCCGAGAACAAUCCAGCACAAAGCUGCCUGACCCAGAAGUCAUCCAGUUCUGUGUCUUCAUCUUCAAAUGCUCCAGGCUCCUGCUCACCAGAUGGCGUCGAUCAGCAGUUCUUAGAGGAUUUCCACAGGGUGACCAAAGGGGGCUCCGCCGAGGACUGCAGCCAGUACUACUGUGACAAGAAUGAUCACGGUGAUGGCUACUUAGUUUUGAUCCGCAUCACACCAGAUGAAGAUGGAAAAUUUGGAUUUAAUCUGAAGGGAGGAGUGGACCAAAAGAUGCCUCUCGUGGUAUCGAGGAUAAACCCGGAGUCACCUGCAGACACCUGCAUUCCUAAGCUGAACGAAGGGGAUCAAAUCGUGUUAAUCAAUGGCCGGGACAUCUCGGAACACACCCAUGACCAAGUGGUGAUGUUCAUCAAAGCCAGCCGGGAGUCCCACACGCGGGAGCUGGCCCUGGUGAUCAGGAGGAAAGCAGUGCACUCGUUCGCAGACAUCAAAUCCGAAGAUGAACUAAACCAGCUUUUCCCUGAGGCCAUUUUCCCCAUUUGUCCAGAGGGUGGGGACACCUUGGAGGGAUCCAUGGAACAACUAAAGAAGGGCCUUGAAAGCGGGACAGUGAGGAUCCAGUUUGAGCAACUCUACAGAAAGAAGCCGGGUCUGGCCAUCACCUUUGCAAAGCUGCCUCAAAAUUUGGACAAAAACCGAUACAAAGAUGUGCUGCCUUACGACACCACCCGGGUCUUAUUGCAGGGAAAUGAAGAUUAUAUUAAUGCGAGUUAUGUGAACAUGGAAAUUCCUGCUGCUAACCUUGUGAACAAGUACAUUGCUGCUCAGGGUCCCCUGCCACACACCUGUGCACAAUUUUGGCAAGUCGUCUGGGAUCAGAAGUUAUCACUCAUUGUCAUGUUGACAACUCUCACCGAGCGAGGACGGACCAAGUGUCACCAGUACUGGCCUGAUCCUCCCGAUGUCAUGGAACACGGCAACUUUCACAUCCGAUGUCAGUCAGAGGACUGCACCAUUGCUUACGUGUUCCGGGAAAUGCUGGUCACCCACACUGAGACCGGGGAGGAGCACACUGUGACGCACCUCCAGUAUGUCGCGUGGCCCGACCACGGCGUUCCCGAUGACUCCUCAGACUUUCUGGAGUUCGUCAACUCUGUGCGGUCCCUGCGCGUGGACGGCGAACCUGUGUUAGUUCACUGCAGUGCUGGAAUAGGGCGCACCGGUGUGCUGGUCACCAUGGAAACAGCCAUGUGCCUCAUUGAGAGAAACCUGCCUGUUUACCCACUGAAUAUUGUCCGGAAAAUGCGAGACCAGCGUGCCAUGAUGGUGCAGACAUCAAGCCAGUACAAGUUUGUAUGUGAAGCGAUCCUUCGUGUUUAUGAAGAGGGCUUAGUCCAAAUGCUGGAUCCCAGUUAAGACAACUGUGAAGCGUUCAUUCCUCCUUCCCAAGGGCGUCCUCCGUCAGGACAGACCUUCUCUCCGGAAGCAGCAAGAGGAAAUAUGUAGGCCGUGGGGAAGGAAUGAGCACAUUUGAACCCAGGCACUUUAAAGUUCUCUAGAAGAGGUAUCAUGUACAGAGGAACCGUGUAGAUAACGCAUGCAGUUAUAGCAACUCUUAGGCCCGUUCGUCCUCGAAAUAAGCAAAAGGGGAUCUCAGUUUGGGGCCUGUCCUAUUGCCUUCCUCCCUAGACCUCACCAUGUUCCUGUAAACCAUCCUUGGGUAGUUGGGAGGGGAGGCCAGCCACAGUGUUGACCUCCCAGAAACAAGAGGGUGUGGCUACUUGAAGUUGCUAGGGCGUUUGUGUGUAUGUGUUUAUAGGACUCUAAGGGCUGAGCUUUCUGUGCUUCGAGGCAGAGCUGGAACCGUUGGCAUUCACCCGCUGCUGCUAGGGGAACCCUGAUGAAUGUACUCAGAGGCAGGCUGGUGGGAUUGCAGGCUAAGGGGCAGGCGUGACCUUUUCUGCCCCUCCUUCCUCUGCCCCAUCUCCCCACCACUUCCCGUAUUUCGUGUUUCUGAGAAUCAUGUCCAAAAUGCCCCACUUGCUCCCUGCAUUAGUGACCCUCUCCAGGGGCUCACACAAUGCCUGGACCAGGUUAGUCAUGUGAGUUCAGGCGAGCUUUCAGCUGAGGCUCUGAGAACGAUGUCUCCUUAGGAGUAGGGUCCUUCUCGCCUGUCCGUCCUAUCUGUCCUUGGGAGUAGGGUCCUUCUCGCCUCUGCUCGCCCCUUUGCUAUACCUGCAGAACCCAAGACUGGAAUUCUCGACUACUGAACCUACUACGUGGAUUGCUGCUACUUCAAGCUAUUAAACUUGAAACAUUAACGAUUUUCCUGAGGGGAGAUGGGGUAUCAUCUAAAUAUUCAGAAUCUUUGGCCCUUCUGAGGAAAGAUCUAGUCGUGGAACCAUGGGAACCCCAGCUUCUAGAGGGUUGUCCGUGGAUGUGUGUGGAUGUGUGUGUGUGCCCAUGGUAAGUGUUUCUCAGGAUCCCGAACUUGAUUCAAAUUACAGUUGAGUUUCUAUAAAGAAUGAGUCUCUGUAUAGAAGAACAAAUGUGUGCAUUCACCCUCGGUUAGAAUGGUCUCCAUUUCAUUUCAAAGGAGAGGAUCAGGCUAUCUGAAUAUAAACACAAUUUGAUGUUAAUUUAUUCUAAGUGCACCCCGAUUUUGAUUGUUCUAAAGAAUUAUGCCUUUGUUCAUACUGUGUUAAAUUUUUUAAAAAUAUUUGACAGGAUUGUAGCAAAUUAUUAUUUAAGGAAAAUAAAUUACAUAAAAUUUUUAACGUG
This is a messenger RNA of Lutra lutra (Eurasian river otter), 4260 nucleotides long. It is a transcript of the gene PTPN3, whose product is annotated as protein tyrosine phosphatase non-receptor type 3. The record is from RefSeq and is a predicted model, not a curated record. Gene Ontology annotation, cellular component: cytoskeleton; cytoplasm; cytoplasmic side of plasma membrane. Gene Ontology annotation, biological process: protein dephosphorylation. Gene Ontology annotation, molecular function: protein tyrosine phosphatase activity; cytoskeletal protein binding. NCBI's taxonomy places the organism in Eukaryota, Metazoa, Chordata, Mammalia, Carnivora, Mustelidae.